GCAUCAAAAUCGACGCAAACUUAAAAAGCAAAGAAAAACCCAACCAGAAGUAUCGAACCAAAAACCAGUGGGAAACCAUCUCAGCCAACCCUUCCUCUCCCUCUCUCCGUUCGAACGUUUUCCGUUUGAUUUGAUUUUUCUCCGAUCGAUCUUACAAGAAUCCGGAAUUUUUGCAGCAGUUUUUUGAUCGCAUCUUGGAUUAUUGUUUCUUCCUCACUUGCAUAAGAACAGUGGCAUCUCCAAAAUCUGUGUGUGCUCAAUCGAAGCGAGGUUAAGGGAGCAGUAGUACUACUUGAUUAUGUUUCCUGAUUUAUUAGUUAAUUCAUUAGGCGAAAGAGACUUUUGCUGAAGCGUAAGGAACAAGAUCGCCACAAGUACAUCAUAAAGAGCAACCCAGUGUAACGAGCGCACAGUGCCAUCAUAUUUUUGAAUCUUUGAAACAUCUAACACAGAAAGUUCAAGAAUCGUCUCUAGCUUGGAAACACAAGCGUUACCACUGGUACCGUCAGCCAUGGAGCAGGUGCCAUCGGACGCGCAAUCUAAGAGCACCAAAUGUGAAACUGGUGUUUUAGGUAAGGAAAAUGGGGGAUUGACUUCAUCUGCUGAAAAGGUUAUACCUGUGGCUGAUCCAAAUGCACAAUCUGCCGAAACUGAAAGAAAAGCUCGGGUAAAUGCUGCAUGGGAGCAAAUGAAUAAGAAUGCUUCUAUAAAGAUGCCCAAAACUUUCGCUAGCAAACCUAGUACAAGAACAAUCACUAAAACAGAAUCAAAGACUUCUCCUAAUUGGAUGAGGGCUCUAGGUCUGACACCACCAGCUUCACGUGGGAAGGACAUAGCGGAGAAGAGACCUAGUCUUGUACAAAAUAACCACACAAGUGAAGAGUCUAAGAAGCUUGCAGCUGCUGCAAUAUCAGCAGCCAAGGAUGCAGCUGCCACGGCUGCUGCAGCUGCAGGCCGGGGAAAGAUAGAGGUAACAGAGGUUCGAGAUUUUGCGGGUGAAGACAUUCAAGUAAAGAAAUUAGUUGAUGUUGACUCAAAGGAGGCAGCAUUGGAGAAAGCCAAGGUUGGAGCCCCUUCUGCAGUUGACACAAUUCUUGAACAGAUUAAGAAGAAACAGAAGCUAAGUGUGCUUGAUAAGACGAAAAAGGAUUGGGGUGAAUUCAAGGAGGAGAACAAAGGGCUAGAAGACGAGUUAGAUGCUUAUAAGAAGAGUUCCGACAAGUAUCUAGACAAAGUUUCCUUCCUACAGCGGACAGAUAUGCGUGAAUUUGAGCGAGAGAGGGAUGCUCGUCUGUCUUUACAGUCCAAGAGAAAAUCUGGGGCGCGAGAUGAAUAGUAAGAGCCACGAAAAACCACUUGCGUGAUCUCUAACCUUGCAGUCUUCAGUCACCCACGAUCAUAUUUUUGUUGGAGAUCAAUGGCUGAAGCAUAGGAAGGUGUCAAAUUGCUUUCACAUGAAAAUCUCUCUCUCCGGAAGAAGGAACUGAUGAAGGAGAGUGAGUCAGUGACAAGAGAGGGAAGAGCUUCAUGUACUUGAUAUAGACCACGGAAGACAAUUAUUGGUAUUUUUGGAGUCCGUUUGGCAAUUUUGAUAAUGAAAAACAUUAUAACCCAAAGUGGAAUACCUCUUGAUUAUCUACCCUUGAAUUUUGUUGUUUGAUAUCCGCUACAGGCAUUGAUUUAUCAAUGCUUCUGAUUGCUCUCUUUACCUUCAGCCUUCUACUGAUAACCGAAUUGCUCUCUAUCACUUUAUGUUUCUAUUAUUC
Molecule: messenger RNA, 1766 nt
Organism: Papaver somniferum (opium poppy)
Lineage: Eukaryota; Viridiplantae; Streptophyta; Magnoliopsida; Ranunculales; Papaveraceae
Product: craniofacial development protein 1-like
Exons: 8
Coding region: 512-1336 (274 amino acids)
Source: RefSeq, a predicted model, not a curated record